CUUCCUGUUGUCUUUCUCUGACUCUAAGGACCAAACAAAAGCUUUUUCCUGUAAGUCAUUGUCUGCUUCAACAAUCUUCCUGUUACAAUGUGGGAGACAAUUUAAAGAACCAAACCAGAAGUCUUGUUUGGUUCAGCCCUUUACCUACAAAUCACAACUAGCAAAUAUAACUGCCAACUAUUUUCCAAAGCAUAUGUUUUAGAUGAACACCCUCUCCCCUGGAGAGUCACUGAUUCAAUUCAAGUAUGUUAUAAAAAUCAACUUACAGAAAAUUAAAACCUUCUUGAGACACCACAUUCUGUCAGGUGGUCCAACAUUUUGGUCCAGACUGAAAUAUCUCAGCAAUUAUUGAGUGGAUUGCCAUAAAAUGUGGUUCACUCAUUUAUCUUUCUCAGAGGAUGAAUCCUAAUGACUUUGGUGACCCCAGACCUUUCCUCUAGUGCCACCAUGAGGCUCACGAUUGCAGUUUUGAGACAAAUGUCUUGCACUAUUGAGUGGAUUCCUAUGCAAUUUGGAACAGACAUUCAUGUCUCCCUAAAGAUGGGUUUUACCUUGUGUCACCAUCUGGUCAAUCUGUCAGUUAGAAUUUGUUCAGUACUUUGAUUUGAUCCAUUUGAAAAAACAAAUUCAGACAGUUAGCAAAUGUUAGCAUGCUAACACACAAAAGUAAGAUGAACAUGAUCAACAUUAUACCUGCUCAACAUAUGGAUGUUAGCAUUUUCAUUGUAUGUUACCAUGCUGUUGUUGGCAUUUAGGGCAAAGUACUGCUGGGCCUAAGAAGCUAAGAGUUGUGAGCAUGACUGUAGCCUUGUUAUUCUGUAUAUUUCAUAUAAUUUAAAACCAAGACUGAAAAUGCGAUACAAAUGUCCACAAUCUCGUAUCGACAUUGCGGGAAGACCUGUUACCCCCUACUAUCAAGAGAAAAAAAUCAGUUCACUUCUUGUUACCAAUAAAGGAUGUUGGUGAUUUUGUGCCUGAACUUAUCAAAUGAAAAUGUAGUGUCAACAUUUUCUCAUAGUGCUUUUACCAUUUUACCAUUACUUAAUGGAUGUUCAAAAUUAAUCAGAUGUGAGUUGUAAAAUGCCAUCACCAGCUUAGUUAGAAUCUUGAUGAACUAGAACUAGAACAGAUGAUGAGAAUGUUCAGUUAUCACAUCAUCACUCUAGAACUCUGACAGAAUACUGUACAUUCUGGUUGAAGCCUGGAUCUACAGAACAAACCUCAUUUACCUUCAUGAUCUUGAACCGAGUACCGUCUCUGUCUUUGGUGAACGAACGUACAACUGUUAUAGAACGACGACAACUGAUAUUCGACGACCACUAUUUUAACUUCAACUUCUACUUCUACUUCAACAACUGUGACUGCUGUCUUUGCUGCAACUCAACAACAAAUGGACCCACAAAGACACCUGGCAUUUGGACAAAUGCCAUUCACUGCUCCCCUUUACAGGCGAGUCGCUGCUCCCCUUUACAGGGCAAGUCGCUGCUUCCUUUUACGGGGCAGCACAGUUCAACCCUGCUGUAGUACAGCUGCAGCAGACUGUACAGGGCCUAAGAGAUGCCCUCUACUCCGCCAUCUCUGAGAUAAAGGCUGUGAAGGAAGAGAACAAGGCUCUUAAGGAGCAAGUGAGGAAGAUGGAGAGGAAGCACAGAGAGGAGCUGAAAGAAAAAGAUGAGCUCCUUAACAGAGAAGUCAACAAAAGGAGGGCUCGUACUCAGGCUUAUGUCAACUGCCUGGACCUGCUCAAUAGACAAGAAAAGGCCCUUAAGAGUGCAGAGCUGAGAGGUAAAGCUCUAGAGUCAAACCUGAGAUGGGAGCUGACUCUCAAAGAAGAGAAACAUCAGGAGGAGAAGAAAUACAAGGAGGAAGUGGAAGAGGAGACCAAGAGGAGUGAGGAUGGUUGGAGGAGAAUGGAGAGCCACCUCAGAGAGGAGCUCAAUCAUAAAGAUGAGCUCCUUAAAAAAGAAACCAAAAAAAGGAAGGCUCGCACUCAGGCUUAUGUUGACUGCAUGAACCUGCUCAGUCAAAAAGAAAAAGAUCUGAAAGAGAGUGAAGAGCAGACACAUGACGCCUUAGAGAAGAGUCUAAAACUGGAGCUGGCUCUGAAAGACCAGAGAGAGCAGGAGGACAAAUACAAAGAGAAGGUGGAGGAGGAGACUAAGAGGGCUGAGGAUGAACUGAGGAGGAUGGAGAGCCAGUUCACAGAGGAGCUGAAAGAAAAAGAUGAGCUCCUAAACAGAGAAAUCAACAAAAGGAGGCUCAUACUCAGGCUUAUGUUGACUGCAUGAACCUGCUCAGUCAAAAAGACAAGGAGCUGAAGGAGAGCAAGGAGCAGACACGUAAAGCUUUAGAGAAGAGUCUGAGCCUGGAGCUGGCUCUGAAACAACAGAGAGAGCAGGAGGAGAAGAAGAGCCAAGAGAAGAUGAAGAACAAAGACAACGAAAAGCUAGAGAAGAACAAAGGAGGUGACGAUGGUCAUAGGAGGAUAGAGAGCCAGCUGAGACAGGAGCUGAAAGAAAAAGAUGAGCUCCUGGAAACAGGAAUUAAAAAAAGGAAGGCCUGCACUAAGGCGUACCUGGACUGCCUGGUCCUGCUCAGUCAGAAAGAGAAGGAGCUUCAGGAGAGAGAAGAGCAGAGACGAAACGCCUUAGAGAAGAGUCUGAGACUGGAACUGGCUCUAAAACAACAGAGAGAGCAGGAGGAGAACAAGAGCCAAGAAAAGAUGGAGAACCAACACGAUGAAAAGACGGAGGAGGAGACAGAGAGGAGUGAAGCUAAAGAGAUGAAUGAGAAAAAAGAGAAACCAAAGAAGAAGAGGGGGAAGAAAAAGAACAGGGGUUAGCCACAACAGAGGAUCCCUCCCUCUGAAACCCCACCUCUUUCCCCCCAUCUUACCUUACCCACUCCCCUCACCCUCCUUCCCCUUUCCUACCCUCUCUUUCCCUCUUACCCCUUUCUCUUUUACCCCUUUACCCCUCUUUCCCCUCUCUCCCCCACCUCUUUCCCUCUCCCUAAAACAAACCCUUCAUGUCUUGUUUGUCAUGUGUGUUAAAUAUAUGUUUUC
Messenger RNA from Lates calcarifer (barramundi perch), 3064 nucleotides. RefSeq names its product trichohyalin. NCBI's taxonomy places the organism in Eukaryota, Metazoa, Chordata, Actinopteri, Centropomidae. The record is from RefSeq and is a predicted model, not a curated record. The transcript is spliced from 2 exons. The coding region runs from base 1635 to 2288 and encodes 217 amino acids.